Molecule: messenger RNA, 1173 nt
Organism: Colletotrichum lupini
Lineage: Eukaryota; Fungi; Ascomycota; Sordariomycetes; Glomerellales; Glomerellaceae
Product: eukaryotic translation initiation factor 3 subunit I
Exons: 7
Coding region: 1-1173 (390 amino acids)
Biological process (GO): cytoplasmic translational initiation
Cellular component (GO): eukaryotic translation initiation factor 3 complex, eIF3m; cytoplasm
Molecular function (GO): RNA binding; translation initiation factor activity; protein binding
Source: RefSeq, a predicted model, not a curated record
AUGAGCUACGGUAAGGCGGUGAAGGGCCUUCACCUCAACCGGCAGAAUGGUCGCGGGGAAAAACCUUUUAAAGACCGACGUCCCCUGCCGCAACAACGUGCCCGUAUACCAAGCCCCCGAUAUCGAGAACCGCAUCACCUCCCGACAUCAGACAAUAUGAGGCCCAUUCUUUUGGCAGGCCACGAGCGUGCGCUCACCCAGAUCAAGUACAACUCGGACGGUGACCUGAUCUUCUCGACCGCCAAGGAUCAACAGAUUUGCGCCUGGUACGCACACAAUGGCGAGCGUCUGGGAACCUACCACGGCCACGUCGGUGCCAUCUGGACUGUCGACGUCGACCCCACCAGCACCCUGAUCGCUUCCGGUUCCGCCGACAACACGAUGAGACUUUGGGAUGUCAAGUCUGGCAAGAACCUCAAGACCUGGGAGUUCCCUACCGCUGUCAAGCGCGUCGAGUUCAACGAGGACGGCACUAAGCUGCUCGGUGUCACGGAGAAGCGCAUGGGUUACCUUUCCAACAUCAUCGUCGUCGACAUCAACCCCGACCCCGAGGCCGAGCAGAGCGAUGAGCGCGUCCUGACCAUCGUUUGCGACGAAAGCAAGGCCACCGUUGCUGGCUUCAGCUACCUCACCAAGUACAUUAUCGCCGGUCACGAGGACGGUUCCGUGUCGCAGUACGAUGCUAAGAACGGUGACCUGAUCUACAACGAGCCCGUUCACGAGCUUAACACGCCCAUUACGGAUCUCCAGUGGUCCCAGGACAGAACCUACUUCAUCACCGCCUGCAAGGACAAGACGUCCAAGCUCGUCACCGCCAAGGACCUCGAGGUUCUCAAGACCUACACCGCUGAUACCCCUCUUAACAGUGCCACCAUUACACCCAAGAAGGACUUUGUCAUCCUUGGAGGUGGUCAGGCCGCCAUGGAUGUCACCCGUACCUCGGCGAGACAAGGAAAGUUCGAAGCGAGAUUCUACCACAAGGUCUUUGAAGACGAGGUUGGCAGAGUCCGUGGUCACUUCGGUCCUCUGAACACCGUCGCCGCAGACCCUACCGGAAAGGGCUACGCAAGUGGUGGUGAGGACGGUUACGUCCGUGUCCACCAGUUCGACAAGGGCUACUUCGAUUUCAUGUACGAGGUCGAGCGGGAACGGAAGAACAGACAGGAGAACUAA